This is a messenger RNA of Boleophthalmus pectinirostris (great blue-spotted mudskipper), 1208 nucleotides long. Its product is annotated as homeobox protein Hox-D3-like. Gene Ontology annotation, cellular component: nucleus. Gene Ontology annotation, biological process: regulation of transcription by RNA polymerase II. The transcript has 2 exons. Bases 1 to 819 code for a protein of 272 amino acids. Gene Ontology annotation, molecular function: DNA-binding transcription factor activity, RNA polymerase II-specific; RNA polymerase II cis-regulatory region sequence-specific DNA binding. The record is from RefSeq and is a predicted model, not a curated record. Lineage: Eukaryota; Metazoa; Chordata; Actinopteri; Gobiiformes; Gobiidae.
AUGGACCCCCUGCCUCCUUCCCUCCCAUUGCAGGCUGAUGGCAACACUUUGGCUUUGAACUCUGGACAAGUGCCAAUAGUGCAUUACAAUGACGCAGGAGGAAGAGGAGAGGGUCAAGAUGCAGGACUAACUGUAACUUCAUCUGCUCAUGCAACUUCCAGGUUGAGCCCAGGUGAGCAAUUUCGGAGCCCACCCCUCUCCCAGUGCCACACCAAGGGCAAGAAGGACGCCAGGAGCACGGGCUGCAAUCUCAUCACCAUCUGCCACUCAGGAUUAAUCUUUCCCUGGAUGAAUUCGCGGACAAGUGACGCCCAGCAGUCUGUCAGCAGUAGUGAGGCUGGUCCUCUGGGAAGAGGCAGUCACAGCAUCCGCAGGGAGAGGACGGCCUUCACCAACAGCCAGCUGCUGGAGCUGGAGAAGGAGUUUCACUUCAGUCCAUACCUGUGCAGGCCACGCAGGAUGCAAAUGGCUGCUGGGCUCAAACUUACAGAUCGCCAGGUUAAGAUCUGGUUUCAGAACCGCAGGAUGAGAUACAAGAAGGAACAGAAACUCACAAGGGGCCAGUUCCAGCGUAUGUCCAGCUUUUGUCCACUCAAGAUUCCAAAUGCUAUAUCAUCUUCACCUGAGUUUCACUCUUUGAACUUUGCAACCAUGCCAUCCACACUCUGCUCCUAUGACGGGGCCCACAGCAGUGGUCAGAGCAGUCUAGGAGACUUUCCUAAUAUGAACUGCAACCUGCUAUCUUUUGAAAAUGGGCAUGAAUCCUCCUGUGCAGCUAUAGACAGUCAUGACACCACUACUCUUUUAAACUGGCCAUAAAGCACUAUAGCGCCAUAAUAUCCCCCUUUGCAUUCAUCUAUGUCUCAGUGAAACACCCAUAUCAACAAUAAAGCUGAAAAAACUCAUCAAAAUGGCUAUUCUGAAAUGUAAUGGGAAUGAGGCGGCGUGACAAACCCCUUUCGCAGAAAUAGACUCUCAACAAUGUUUGUACAUAGAUUUCAAGUUUCUUAAUUUUGUGUUUUUAAGUUAAAGUUUCCUUGAGCACUUAAAAAUGAAUUCUUCAUACUGUGAAUGUUACAUUAGACACCUUUUUCAUCACAGUAAAUGAAAAGAAAUUUUGUGUAAAAUGUUUUUUCAGUGGAAUGUUCAAACUAAUAAUGUAUUUUUGUUACAGCUAUUUGAUGCGGUUCUUGAUUAAUUGAGAUGUC